UAUGUGCAGCUACACCUUCAUUCAGUAGUAAGCUAGUCUCGAGGGAGUAUGGUGUUCCGAACUCUAUUCCUCCUUUUGGUUGGACUGAUAGCUACAGUUGCAGCCCAAGCUUGUACGAGCAUCUCCUACACGUCAGCACUUCAGACUACUUGCACACCGCUGGACACCUGCAAUGGUCUGUUCUGUUUCAAUUCCUUGCGAAAGAGGAACGUCUCCUUUAGCGUACAGAGUUGCACUGACCCUGUGCUCGUCAAUUACACCAUACUUCAUAGUGAGACUGGAGCCUUGAUAUCCACUAAACAGCUCAACGACACUUUUGUACUUGGCAAUGCAACUCACCAGAUGCAUUGGAAUAUCAGUCGUAACGCAUCACAUCUCUUCAUACAGUCAUACAUUAGUGUAAUGGGAUCAUUGUGGACGCUUGUACCAGAAACAAUUGUCUUGCUCAAUGCCUCGUAUUGUCAAUGUGAAUCGGUACAAGACGUUAUUGAAACUACACAAAUGGAACUACCAGGCAAUUCAGUUUGUUCCAACAACUCUAACUGUACAGGGAUGCAGUGUGGAUUAAAUGUGCCUAAUCUUGGACAGUACAACUUUGAGUCUGAAGUGGAACCAUGUUCACAUCCUCCAGGAUUUAUCCUCAUUGUUACUAAUUCUGCUGGGGCAAUUAUUUUUGAUCAAUAUUUUAAUACGUCAAGGGAUACAUUUGUAAGUAUUCUUCCGCUGAGGGUGACCAUCGUCCAUAGAGAAUACUCCAUGCUGGUUUCUGUGACACUUAGAGUUUUUACUACCAUCUACCACAUUGUCCCUGAGAGUCAGAUUAUACUGGAUAAAUCACAUUGUCCAGUAUUAUCCUCACCAAGCAUGUCACUGAUGCCCAGUACAAUGAUGAUGAUGACAAGUACUUUCAUUAACAUACAAACUACCACGACCAGCAGUGUAACACCAACUCCUAUCACAAGCUCUGAGACUUGUUCUUCUUUGAGGAGUAUUGCAAAUCGUUCUCUCCUUCACCAGUGCAGUACCAAUCCACAGUGUGAUACCAUUCAGUGUUCUGUGACUGGCUACAAUAGCAAUUUUCAGAUACUGCCUUGUAAUAACCCACCUGGUUUUCAUGUGACUGUGUACGAUCCUGAUAACAAUAAGAUUUAUGAUGAGGUAGUGACUAAUACAACAAGUAUACCAUUAUCUGAUGCAAAUGGACUCUACUUGAUGGUACUGAUUGAUAGGAAUAAAGUCAAUGAUACUAUCACAUUGGAGGUGAAAUUAAAGACUCCUUUUACUGAGAAUGAUGUAAUACCAAAGACUGUCAUACCACUAAACACUUGUCAACAGUGUUCCUCAGCUUCUUGUAUCAGCUUGGCAACUUCAAUGUCAAACUCAGCUUCAAUGUCAACCUCAGCUUCAAUGUCAAAAUCAGCUUCAAUGUCAAAAUCAGCUUCAAUGUCAAAAUCAGCUUCAAUGUCAAUCAUUGUACAAACUCCUACUGCAAGGUCGGAGUCAGGAGCCAUUACAACAGCAGUUGGAAUAUCAGUACCGAUCAUCUUGCUAAUGAUCAUUAUUGCCGUUUCUGUUGUUGGAGUUAUUAUAGUUGUUGUAUUAUUGAGACGUAAGCAUGGAAGUAAUACUCGACUUCGUUUUGCUUCAAUGGGAGAUGACGAAGUGAUCAUGACCCAGCCUGAAGAUGGAGAUUCACUUUCAGUCAACUCUGAAUCUGCCAAACUUUGAGACACAAAAACACAAACAUUCAUUGUCCUUUCCUCCAAUUAACCUCACCCUUUAAAAUGCGAAGCAACUUUGUUGUCUGUAGGCAAUAGAGUUGCUGCAUGUUACCUUAAACAAAUUAUUUUGAUUAUAAUAAAAAGAUUAUACUGUA
Amphimedon queenslandica is the source of this 1876-nucleotide messenger RNA. RefSeq lists its product as uncharacterized. The transcript is spliced from 6 exons. The record is from RefSeq and is a predicted model, not a curated record. Bases 49 to 1728 code for a protein of 559 amino acids. Lineage: Eukaryota; Metazoa; Porifera; Demospongiae; Haplosclerida; Niphatidae.